GCGCGCAUGUGCGCGCGCACACGCACGAGGUGCGCCGUGUGCGGAGCGCAUGGGGACGCGCUACCAGUGCAAGUUUUUACUAUGUGGGUGCAUGGAUCGUGUUCUUGCAUCUGCUUGUGGGCGGCAAGAAGCGUGUCGGUGUGGAAGAAGUUUGCUUCCGAUACAGCAACUGCCGUGUCCUACAAUUCUCUCUGCUGUCUUCUUCUGCAGCUAUCGACGAUGCUGUUGGAGGAUGCAUUUAGUGCAGACUGGGUGCGAAUCAGGUACGAGGGAUGGAAAUUGGACUGCAUGCAAGCUGACACAGCUGUAACAGUCGAGAGGCUGACAAAGGAGCUGGCGAAAGCGUUGAAAUGGGAGAAUAUUCAUGGGGGGCAAGUGGAAACCCGUCCGGGUCAUGGCAUGGAACAAACAUGGGACAAUUCAAAAGGUGGAUUCUGGAUGUUGGAUCGUCAAAGAAGGGGUGGUAGAGGUGUGGUGGAGAUGAUGUCGCCCUGUUUGAUGGAACCUUCUGCACCUUUGCAAGCUCCAAUGAAUGGGUUUGUUGAGGGGAGAGGGGCGUCAAUAAUUGGUAAGAGGGGGGACCAUCACGGCUUUAUGGACGAAGCCGCUGUGGAUGGUUACCACCUGGAUCCCAUGAUGGGGGAUGUCCCACGGAGGAUAGAUGACAAUGGAACUGAAAACUUCCGAGCACCGAUGGGCCAAAUGGGGGUUGAAAACCGAUCACGAAGAGUGUCAGCAUCAAGUUUUGGUCGAGAGGAGGGUUUUAGCUAUACCCUGGGUGGGGGUGGGGGUGGGGCCACAUUUGACGCGGGGGGAAGAGUGUUUGGCAAUGGUGGAGCAAAGGACAGGGGUGCCGAAGAUGGGACACACAGCAGCCUGUUUGAAAUGGAAUGUAGAAACGAAGGGGGCAACGAUUUACGCGGGGGAUUCGAAGGCAUGCAGGGUUCUCGGAGGGCGAAACUGGCAGUUCGACGUAGUUGCAUCCCCACAGCGCAGUCGCAGCCAUUGUGGUCAGACUGGACGAGUAACCAUGUCUUGCAGGGGCCUUGGCCGUCUAGCUAUGGCGCAGACUUUGUAUUUAAUGAGGAAGAUGGGAUGGUUCAUGGGUUGCAACCUCCGAAUGAUGUUGUUCAGGAGCAAAUUAGAAUGGGGGCCUUGGCUGCCGGCAUGUUGCCUCCAGCUAUCCAUCCCGCUGGAAGCGGCACGCCUGUCGCUGGGGUCGAUACUGGUUUUCCGCCUAUGGGUUUUGGGAUACCUAAUGGUGGCUAUGGUGGCGGGGAGCAGACGGUAAGUCUGGGCAUGGGAUGGAUCAUGGACCAGCAUGUAGAGACUUCCAGAAUGUCAGCCGUUCCAGGCGGUGAUGGAAUGGCGGCGAGCGGAGGUCGUGGGGAGGGUAUGAUGUUUGCUGAUAUGGGUGCGACCGCAACAAACAAUAGGAAGGAAACAAUAGAUCUUACGCAGGCUUUGUCAAAUGUCGACCUCAACGGAACCGAACCGGACCUUAUGGUUGCGGCCUCAAGGGGUGGAUGGCUUGAAGCAGGGCCGAUGGCAGAUGUGCCGGGCAGCUGUGAGCUUGGGAGGUUCAGUGCUGUGGGCCCUCUGGAGCAGGAACUAAGGCAAGGAAUUGGACUUAGCUGUAGAUGGAACAUAGGAAACGGUACAGAGAUUAGCGAAGGGGAUUUUAUCGGGGGCCCCAAUGCUUCUGCUUCUCUGCCAGUCCCAGUCCCUUCAGGCAGUGUUGCAAGUCAUGGUGCGGAUCAGGGUUUCGAUAUGGCGGUUGGUGGGCAUUUGGCGGCAUUUUCUGAGUCUUAUGGAGAGAGAAGAGGCUCGCAGAGGGAGCAAGGAGCUGAUAUCGCCCAGCGAGGGCUAGGCUUGGAGAUCCCUGAAAGCCGCUCCAGGAGGACAUCUGUGCUUCCCAUGUUGAAUAAUGUCUGCGAUGCUGAUGAGACUGGGGAUGAUGGGCUGCAGGUUGGCACCAUGGUUGGCAGUCCACUUCACACCGAGAUGUCGAAAAGGGCCUCGGUCUCCGCACAGAAUAAUAAUUGCGCAAGGGUGGGGGGCAGUGUGAUGGCUGUGGAAAGCUCUGAUGUUAUGGACAUGUCUGUUUGUCAGGGAGGGUCUGGCAGAGACAUGGAGGAGAUGCAUGGGGAAAGCAGAGAAAGCCGGAGUCCUGAGAAGAUGGCUUUCUUAGACUGUCUAUUGGCCAGUGACGGAACCGAGCAUGAGCGGUCUGUGACAGGCAAUGAGAAGGGGGACGGAGCGACUCUCUUGUCCCCUGGAUCAUCGGGCAAGCAUGGAAUGACACCGGCGGCGAAUGGUACAAAAGUGGCAAGCCAGAAGAAGCUGAGCGCUCCCAUUUGUGAAGGCAUCACAGCGAUGGGGAGGCGAUGUAGUCAUCGAUCAAAGCCUGGAGCACAAUUCUGUGAGAAGCACAAGCAAGGAAACAAAGCAAAAGAGGAAAGUGGACUUAUUUUGAUAGCGAAUGCUAUCGCCACCGUUGCAGAAACUGUUUCCUCUGGUGCAGUUGGGUUGGACAACCGAGGAAGAACAUCCGUCGGGUUCGACUCCGAGGAAAGGACUAAAGUGCCGAUUGGACUGGACUUAGAUGAAAGGGCCCGAGCUAAUGGAAGUGUAGACCCAGCUGCCAGAGCGCUUAUUAUGGCCUCAACUGGAGCACCGAACCUGGAAGAAGAAGCGGAUGCAGAAAGUGGCGGCGAACACCUUAUGUCAGGUGCAAUAGUUGUCUAUGAAGGGGAGCCUGAUGAUCUCUCUGCACCGGCUCCAGGGGCUUUGCUCUCGCAGCCCGUCUGUCUUUCUGAAGAAGGGGCAGGAGCGGGUGCUGGUGAUGACCAAGAACUAGAAGAUGCUGUUGCGGGGUUAGAGCGGCUUGAGGGUAUGGCUGCUGCUGCAGCUCAGUCGGGAGGUGGCGAGGGUGGUAGUAAUGCUGCUUUGGAACCAAAGCAGGCAGACUGGUGCCAGGGUAUGACUUUAUUGGGUAGGCCAUGCAAACACCGGGCAAAACCAGGGCAACGGUUCUGUGAAAAGCACAAAGGAUCGUCAGAAGAGAAGGCAACAAAUGAAAGGCUUGAGACUGAUAAUAUCAUGGAGAUUGUCCCAAGUGAUAUUUCCGGCAGCAAUGAAGUUGCAUUACGUGCACUCCCAGCAGACGAUGACAAUAGAGCAGCCGGAGGGGACGGAGCAGCCGGAAAACUCGGUCAGCCGCUGGCAAUUGAGGAUGGGUCGAAAGGCGAAGAUGCAAAUGCGAGCGAAGAUAGAUGGGCAUUGGCCAUUGUACCGUUUGAGAUGGAUCACACAGAAAAGCAAAAGCCUGUAUCCCCUGAGACGGAGCAAAGGAAGAAACAUAAUAAACCUCCAGAAGAGCCCGGGAGAAGUGGGCGAGUAGAAGGCGAGCCCCCACGAAAGGUCGAGGUCUGUCGAGGGAUCACCAUGGCUGGAGUGGGAUGCAAGCAGAGGGUGCGGCAGGGGACCACCUAUUGUGAUUGGCAUGUUGGGCAGGCAGGCAUUGAAGAGGAAGGUGGAUCUCCUAAAGUGAUGGUAGUGUCGAGAAGGCAGGAGAAUGAAAAGGGUGGUAGGGGGAUGAUGGUGGAAAAGCUCUGCGAAGGGACAACCUUAUUAGGUAAACAGUGCACUCAUAGGGCCAAGCCACUAUCAAGAUUCUGCGAGAAGCACAAUCCUCCUUCACAAAAGAAUGACGCUGAAGAGGCUGGCGAACAGGAGAACAAUUGCACCUCUGCAGCAGAGGAUGAUGUGCUGGACACAACGAAGACUGGGUGCGCCUUGAUUCAGGCUGCAGAAUGUGCGAGCAGAGAGGUUGUUGCCGUAGAGCAGGCGGGCAAUUGGAAAGAUAUGGACCCCCAAUUCUGCAUUGGAAUUACACUGUUUGGAUCUCAGUGCAGUCAUAGACCAAGGCCAGGCACCUCCUUUUGUGUUAAGCACAAUCCCGAGUCCUCGAAGCGAUCCUCGGGGGCGGAGAGGGCGCUGGUAUGUUUGCCUCUUGACGAUGGUCCAGAGCUGGGUUCACCGAGUGAAAGGGAAGUGAGAGAGCAAUUGGAUGCGGAGGGCGCUAAAGGAGGCACGGAGGGAGUGCAAGAGCAAGCGAGGGAGGAGGAGGAAAGAGAAGUGGUCAGGGUGGAAGUCGCAGAGGAGGAUGCGGUGGCAGGGCGAACUAACAACGGGAUUGGAGGAGCUGCUGACAAGGAUGAAGAAGGAAAUCAGGGCAAGGGUAAUGGCAUCUGCGUAGACACACCUGGUACUCUUCGUAGGCAACGGAAGCGUAAGGCGACUGACGACAUCGAUGGGUGUGAAGACGACAGUGGUGGCACUGAGGUCUUUGUUAGUCGCCAGAAUGAUGGAGAUGGGGGGUGCAGUAAGGGAACGGAGGAGAAAAAACGGCCAGAGAACAAACCGACAGUCUGUGUGGGAAUAACGAAGGAAAACCGCCGGUGCACUCAUCAUGCUAUGCGCAAGAAACUCUAUUGCAGAAAGCACUUGAAGAAAGUCAAGAGGACGAGGGCCAAUUCCAUGGUGGUCAUACAACAACCUGCGACAGCAGAAGAAACAGCUGCAACAUUAAUGGAGAUGACCAGAGGGAGGGAGUCAGCAGCCGGCAACCAAAUUGCCGAUAAGGGCGUGGUUGUGAUAAAUGGAAAUCCCUCUGAACCUGAGGAAGAUGUGCCUUCUAAGAAGCGGAAAGCAAGCGAGGUGGGAAAUGUAGAUGCCACACUUGAGGCAGGGCAACGAGAGAUCAAGGCGAAGGCUUUGGAGAUUUUUGCUGGAUUCAUCAAGGCUGUGAAAGAGGGACCGAAGGACGGACCUGCUUUUUUCCCUGGUCCAUUUGGGGAGGGGCAUAGGAUGGUGUUUGAAUCCAACUUGUUGGACAAGACGUUUACAAUGGCAGAGAAGAGGCUUGAGGUUUGUGAGGAGCUCUUGGUGUUGGUCGCUGAGGAACAAACGAAGAUGCUGAAAGGAUUUGAGAGAAGUUAUGGUAAGGACUGGGUGCAAUUGCUUCUGAGACGAACUGGCGAGGCCGGCUAUGAGUGGCGGGGGGGCGACUCUCUUGCCGAAGUCAAUGGAGAUACAGUGUCAGAUAAGGAGGAAGGGCAACAGGAAAGAGGGACAGGCCUUGGAGAGGUUCUCUCAUGCGAGAAAUUGGGCCGUUCCUCCAAAGACGGGGCAAAGAUGGGUGAUGAAGCUCAGGUACUGGAGAAUGGUGCGCAGCGGGAGGAUGCUAGCCUGCAAAAGCUUGUGGCGGAUGGUGGCCAAGAGGCUCGACGCCAAGAGCUUGCUGCUUUGGGUGGUGCUGUGGAUGAGACCGGUGCUGGUGGCCAGGUACGCGGUGAAGUUGCUCGAGCAACCUCUACAACGCAGCAAAAGAAGCGUAAGAAAAAGAAGGGGUCAUCCGGCCGGGGAGGAUCUGGAGGAGAGAAUCAGAGCAGGAAGAAGCUUCGCUGCCGAAGCUGUGGCGCAGAGUUUGAAAUAUUGUAUGAGAUGUUACUGCAUUGGCGGGCGAUGCACAUGGAGGCUAAAGUUGGGAGUGGAGGGAAAAAGUCAAAGAAGCAGAAAGAGAAGCAGGGAAGGGGGGGGGCUGGAUCUGGAGGUGCUGUGAACUCAACUCCUGCCAAACCUUCUGUGAUGGUGGACAACACAAUAAGGACGGAGGCGGAGGUAGACAAGGGUGCGGUAGGCAGUUCAGUAAUGACUGCUAAUGUUGAUGCACGUGAACCCUCUGGGGGACCAUGUGCUGAAAUUGAAGAUGAGGGAAGGAACAACGACACAGGGGCGUCACCGUCGUCUGGUAAUAAGGGGAAAGCUGAGAGUAAGGCUUCUGGAAGCAGGAAGGUUCACACGUCUCCAGAAGGUGUGAAGAACAACGACACUGACCGUGAGUGGAGGUAUACGUGUAGAGAGUGCGGGAUGAAAUUUGAUUUGCUUCCGGAUCUUGGGCGGCAUUUCAAGGCAAAGCAUAUCGAUCGUCAAGUCCCACCGUCCGAGCGCAAGAAGCGGGACCGGAAAAGGAAAAGAUGUCGUCCUUCAACGUUGGAAGGAAAACAUGGAUCGAAACCGAACAACGGAACGGCUCCCGAAGCUUCAGUGCCCGCUCUGGCUUCUGGAAAUGUGCGCGCAGAGGGUGCAAGGAAGAGGAAACCGACAUGGAAAGUGCUAGAGUCAGACCAUCCUCCAGAUGGUGUUUUGGAGGCUGUGUUAGGUACCACGGAGAGUGAGCGUCGGCCAGAGGAGGGCGGAAAUGGGACGCAGGAUGGCGAUGCGGUUGUACAGGAAGCAAUUGCUGAGCAGCUUGUGAAGCUGGCUGGUUGGCCUGAAGAUUCAGGGAGAGGAGAAGAGGCCGCGACUGUGGGGUCGCUGUUGUGCGCCCCAAAGGCUGACAUUAAGCAAGCUGAAGGCUGUGAGGCACUGAAUCGAUGCGGGACAGAGGGUGCAGAUAUGGCGAAUAAGGAGUCUGCUGAGUGUGCGCUGAUUGACACACUGGAAGAUGGAGAUGACAAGCAACUGGAAGCUUACCCAGCGAAGAAAAGGUUGAAGGAUAUGGCGCGGGGCAAGCUUAUGAAUGGAGCGCUUGAGAAGGAAGUAGGCAGCGAACCUGGAGGACAAGACACGUUGGAACCAAAUGGUAGGGUGGAAGGUGCAUGCGGCCACAGCGAUGAUUUGAUGGUGGUGACUGAGGCGAUUGAUUCCGUUGGGAAGAUGGAAUCUGUGUGUGGAUUGACAGGAGCUGCGGUCAAAGCGUCCAUGAGAAAGCUAGCGAGAUGUAGAGGGGAUGGCAAUGGGACCGUGUCUGGUGACCUGCACGAUGGAAAAGCUGAACGAGAGAACGGUGUGCUGGAAGUGACGUGCACCGAACCUGCGGGCUUGCAGAGAGUGUCCCUGGGUGAGCUUGCUGAAAUCGCCAAAGACUCUUGCUGCAAAUGGUCCAUGUUUGAGGUCUUGAUGGAGAGACAGGGCAAGGUGCCCGACAAGAUAGCUGUGAAGGCCAACAGGGCAUGCUGCGAGAAGGGGUGGACCAUCUCAUGGUAUAAGAGAGGGUAUCGUUGCCCGAAUGGAUGCAAGGCGGCUUAUUUGAAGAAACACCGUCCCAAGAAUGGGUUGAUGCCGUCAGGCGAGAAGGCUGUUAACCGAGAGCCGGAUGAGGACGAAGAUGAUGUGGCAAUGAAUGGUGACGACAACGGGGACGGCGGUUGUCGCCUUCAGAACGGAGCGAGAAACGGGGCAUGUACUACGAAGGAGGUGGUGAUUGCAGCCUCAAAGGCAGCUGUGAGAAUAGAAGGGGAAGGAAAGGAUGGGCCUCCGGAAGGAGGGGACGUGGCACAAGAAACAAAACCUCAAGCUGCAAGGAAAGAGAUAGUGCGGAGGCGGGUUUUGUGCCCUGACAUGAGCUUUGGCCAAGAGACUUUGCCGAUACCCUGCAUUGUUGAUGAAACGGAUGAUGACGAGGACGCUGAUCUCUCUUGCAUUCUGCGUGAAAACAAUUGCCAUGCAAACGGAAACGGUGCUGGUGCUCAAAACGGUCCCCAAGCUCCGACGUCGGCCGAUCUUGAUACAAGGCCCUGGGAAAGUUUCACGUAUGCAACGAAAAGGAAGCUUGACCCGACGCUCGGUGUUGACACUGCGAACUCUCAGGUUGCAUGCGCUUGCUCGGGAGCACGGUGCUUGGCUGAUUCGUGUGAGCAUGUGCGGCUUUUCAAUCAAGACAACAUAGAGGCUUGUGACAUUGAUGGAGAGUUGAUGCUGGACAAAUUCCCUUACGAUGAGCGAGGAUGCAUUGUUCUUCAGGAGAAAUACAUGGUGUAUGAGUGCAGUCCCAUGUGUAUGUGCUCCGACGAGUGCCAAAAUAGAGUACUCCAGAAAGGAGUGAGGGUGAAGCUGGAGGUGUAUCGGACAAAGCACAAGGGUUGGGCUGUCAGGGCAGCAGAAGCAAUCCCCAGGGGAACAUUUGUCUGUGAAUACAUAGGAGAGGUGGUGAAUGACAGAGAGGCAAAUCGACGAGGAGAGAGGUAUGAUCAGGUAGGAUGCAGUUACUUGUAUGACAUUGAUGUCCAUCUGGAUCCGCCGGCGUAUCGGAAUCGUGCAAGGCCUUUUGUCAUCGAUGCAACAAAAUAUGGCAAUGUCUCCCGCUUCAUCAACCACAGCUGCCAACCAAAUCUUGUGAACUAUCAAGUUCUGGUUGAGAGUAUGGACGUACGGCUGGCGCACGUUGGACUCUACGCGAACUGUGAUAUUCAAGCGGGAGAUGAACUUGCGUUCGACUAUCGGUAUAAACUACUACCGGGCAAGGGAUGCCCGUGCUAUUGUGGGGCGCCAAAGGAGGGAAGCCAAUGGGGAGAGAAGCAGAGGAGGAGGAGGAGGAGGAGAAGAAGAAGAAAAAGGGAGGAGGAGGAGGAGAAGAAGAAGAAGAAGAAGAAGAAGAAGAAGAAAAGAGGAGGAGGAGGAGGAGAAGAAGAAGAAGAAGAAGAGGAGGAGGAGAAGGAAACGGAGAAGAAGAAGAAGAAGAAGAAGAAGAGGAGGAGGAAGAAGAAGAAUCUGACACUGAAGAUGAAAAACACGAAAAAAUCGCUAUGGCUAUGGCUCUGCCUCAACGUGGGGGGAAGUAGAGGAGGAGGAGGAGGAGGAGAAGAAGAAUCUGAUACGAAAGAUGAAAAAUCAAAAACAAAUCGCUAUGGCUAUGACUCUGGCUCAACGGGGAGCGAAGCGGAGGAGGAGGAGAAGAAGAAGAGGAUGAGGAGGGAAAAAGAUGAAGAAGAAGAGGACAAGGAGGAGAACAAGAAGAAGAGGACGAGGGGGGAAAAAGAUGAGGACAUGGACAAGGAGGACGAGAAGAAGAAGAAGAGGAGGAAGGAGGAGGAGGAGGAGAAGAAGAAGAUGAAGGGGAGGAGGAGGAGGAGAAGAAGAAGAUGAAGGGGAGGAGGAGGAGGAGGAGAAGAGGAGAAGAAGAAGAAGAAGAAGAAGAAGAAGAAGAAGAAGAAGAAGAAGAAGGGGAGGAAGAUGAGGAGGAGGAGAAGAGGAGGAGAAGAAGAAGAAGAAGAAGAAGAAGAAGAAGAGGAGGAGGAGUACGAGGAGGAGGAGGAGGAGGAGGAGGAGGACGAGAAGAGAAGACGAAGAAGCAGAAGAAGAGUAGGAGGAGGAGGAGGAGAGGGUGGUGUAAAAGAAAACCACGAAGAAGAAGACGAGAGAAGAAGAAGACGAGAGAAGGAGAAGAAGAAGAUGAAGAUGAUGAAGAAGAAGAACGUCAAGAAAAAAAAAUUAAAAAAAAGAAAAUACACUGCUUGACCUACCUUCGCGGCUAUGGGGGGGCGGUUGCAAUGAAACAGGCUGGCGGGG
Messenger RNA from Chara braunii, 9354 nucleotides. Lineage: Eukaryota; Viridiplantae; Streptophyta; Charophyceae; Charales; Characeae. The record is from the annotation of a GenBank genome assembly.